AUGGAAGUGUCGGUUGAAGCCGGCGAGGCCCACGUGCCUCCCUCCUCAGACGAGGACAGAGAGACUUACAAACCUACCAGGACGAGCAGCGAAGGGGGACAAAAGUUCAGACCGAUCAGUGCUCCGAGAUGUUACGGCAACCUCCGAUCGAAGACAAACCAAACCCACGACAGAGGGCUGAGUCAGCACGAUGUGCUCACGAUAGACAAGCAGUACUACGCCAAGGUGAAGACCUUCCAGCAUCGACCGACGAGCGCUCCCAACAUUCGGGAGGGAGAAGAGGCGGAUGAUGAGGAGGGCUCGAGGAAGUUGCCCUACAUCGAUGAUUGGGACGAUGACGACGAGGGCACCGAAGAAAACAUUCUGAACGACAAGCAGGACUUCCUGUUCAGCCCUCAGAACACAGAGGAGCACGAGUCUCAGAAGGGACAGCACCUCAACCUAUCAAACUCCAUCGGAGUUAAGCGUGACGGAGCGUUCCACAGGUCCGCGUCAGGGAAGCAUCGCAAGAGCAGGAGGAAAUUGCCACAGCAUUCUCCCACCUUCGAGUCCAACGGGGCCCUCCGCUUCAUACGAACCCCCGUCAACUCAGCCCCUCCCACUCGCAUCUACUCACCUCUGUACGGAGAGAGGAGUGAAUUCAACUCCUUCAGACCGAUCUGGGCUCUUAGCAAGCCAUCUGAGGAGCAGUCCCUGUCGAGCUCCUUGAGGCAUGUAGAGAGAGAGAGACCUAAGAUUCCAAGGAGAAGCUCCUCUGCUACCUUGAUCCGCACCAUCGCUGCCGAUCCCAGCAGGCCCAGAUCGAGUUUGGCUCCCGUCCCACUACUGGUGGUCAAGAACCCGCUGGCUACGAAGCUGGGGAAGAACACAGGAGACCUGGAGGAGAUAGGAGGGAGCUUCGAGCCCUUGAAGAGCCAGAGCUCGCUGCCCGAUUACGACGCUCUCCACGACCCUCACCUGAGGAGGUUCUGGAGCAGGCAGGACCUGCAGCAUGUGCUGAAGCUCAAGGGGAUGAUCCGAGACGAGUAUGCCCCGGACACCGGCCUGUUUGAGUCAGCCAUGGCCAAGGAGCUGGCGGAUCUGUCGGCGCAGCGCGACAUCCGGGAUAUGAUGAUGGAGCAAACGGCAGCGAUGAAGCGGCAGAGGAGCCAGAGGAGGGUCUCUCAGUCCGCAGCGAGGAAGCUGACUCUAGAGGUAUGCGAGGACGCGCACGAGAACGUUGAGGCAAAGAUACAUAUCUCCAAGGAGCAGCCGGUGAUCUCAGCAUGGCUGAGUUGGGGGAAGAGCCAGGGGGACUCGGCGCCAGAUCUGGAUCUAUCCUGCAUCUGCUUCGAUGACAAGGGGCGCGUGCUUGAAAUCAUCUUCUACAGGUCCCUGGUCGGGAAGAACGAGGCCCUGGUGCACCUGGGGGACGACUUCGACCGGGCACAAGAUGCUGCAGUCAGCUCAGACGGGGUGCUGCUUGACCAUGCUGCAGACGUGCGGAGGGAGGAGACGAUACUGGUGGAGCUGCCUCGGAUCAUGCAGUCGGUGGUUGCCAUCGCGUUCGUGGUCACUUGCUUCAGCGACGAGGGCGGGCUAGCCGAUGCCGUCGGAGCGGAGCUGAUCCUGUGCUCAGGGUCCAGCCGAUCCAACCCUGAGGACGAGCUCGUCCGCCACUACCUGUCGAGCGAGCGGUACAACGCGGCGCUGACGUCGAUGGUGGUCAGGGACCGCUCCUCUCCGAGCAACUGGAGCAUUCGGACGAUCACGAGGGUCGCCAUGGCGAACGUGGCGGUGGAGAUGGUGCAGAUGGUUCAGUCUCUGCUGCGGAACAGAGAGAUCUGCUCGCCCUACACGGUCCUGAUUGAAUACUGCACGGCAACUCGGCCCACCUCCUCGCUGCGGGGGAAGAAGUCAGAGUUCACCAAGGCCUACAAAGCAGUAGUGAAGGCCAUCAGCCAUGCCUUCCCCUUCGUCAGGGUCGUCGGGAACCCCCAGGGCCUCGUGGAGAAGCCUCGGAUCGGCUCCUUCGAAGUCACGCUGCUCGACGGCAGCCGGGUAGUGAAGCUCAUCUGGUCCAAGUUGAUGCUCGGCCGGUGGCCCCAGAAGAUGGACACGAUCCUGAGGCGGGUGGCGUCGGCCGUCAAGCAGGGCAGCACCGCAGCCCCCGUGCCGGACGAGAGGUCGGAGGUCGAGAUCCGAAUGGUCAACGCGUCAACCCGCGAGCGCCUGCCAUGGGCGACGGUGGAGGUCCGAGCGCUGGGGAUUGCGGCGCAGAAGCUGCAGAUGCUGAACGGGGUGAAGAAGAAGGAGAAGCCGCGAGGUUGGAUGGCAGACAAGAAGGGUCAGGAGGAGGCGCCGGCACGUUGCCAGUACCGCGUGCAAGCCGAUGAGGAUGGGAAGCUGAGGAUUCGGAUCCCUGGUGGAAGGUACGAACUGUGGGGCAUUUGUGCAGGAUAUGAUUGUGAAUAUCCGUUGGAGCUGCUUGUCAAACCUUUCUCGAAGACGAAGAUGAAGGUGACAUUGGCGCUGGCGUUGGAGAAGAGAAACCCAGUUUGA
Molecule: messenger RNA, 2541 nt
Organism: Guillardia theta CCMP2712
Lineage: Eukaryota; Cryptophyceae; Pyrenomonadales; Geminigeraceae
Exons: 5
Coding region: 1-2541 (846 amino acids)
Source: RefSeq, a predicted model, not a curated record